This is a messenger RNA of Pangasianodon hypophthalmus (striped catfish), 4621 nucleotides long. It is a transcript of the gene ccdc18, whose product is annotated as coiled-coil domain containing 18. The coding region runs from base 330 to 4355 and encodes 1341 amino acids. The transcript is spliced from 28 exons. NCBI's taxonomy places the organism in Eukaryota, Metazoa, Chordata, Actinopteri, Siluriformes, Pangasiidae. The record is from RefSeq and is a predicted model, not a curated record.
ACUUGUACAUUUUGUUUUGUUAAUUCGGGAAUGUUUUUAAUUUAGUGAACAGAUACUGGAUGAAGUGUUUAUAAAAGUAGUUUUGGCUCCAGGAAAGUAGAAAAAGUGAAAAUGGAACUUAGAUAACUAGCUAGCAACUGACAACCUGUUGAUUGUUUACGGGUGAUGUGACGUAGGAUUUGAUUUAAAAAUAUAAAUAUAAAUAUGGCUAAGAAUUAAAUCAGAAACGCACAGAAUCAGUAGCCGGAUUAAAUAAUCCGAUUUCAUUUGUCAUGUAAACUCGGGUGAACUGGUUUCUUCUGCUCCUCGCUCGGCUAUGAGACUUCCUGAUGUGUAACUCAGACCGAGAGCUGGUUGAAGAUGUGCUGUCCCUGAGAAAUCAGUUGAGAAGAACCGAGAGGAACCUGCAGGCUCUGGGAGAACAGUUAAGCCAGUCGGAAAAUGACAGCAUCACGGAGCACAUAAACGGGAGCGGAUCAGAUGGAUUCUCAGGUCACGUCACCUUCGAUGAGCUUCACAAUCCUGGUGCUGUGAAAGCAUCGUCAUAUCCAGGAAGAGUGGCGAGAUCCAGCACGCCGAAGCCAGCAGAGCAGAAAACUUGUGCAAGAUCGCACAGCUCUGACUGUAGACUCCGAUCAGACAGAGACAUGGAGAACGAGGCGGCUCAGCUCAGGAGGAAGCUCAGCUCAGUGAGGGAGGAGAACUCGUCUCUGGUGCUGGAGAACAGGCAGCUGAUCAGCGACCUGGAGGCCGCACAGCUCGAGCUCACCAGCUCCAAGUCUAAGAUGCGUGUUCUAGGUUCCACCAUAGGAGCAAAGACCUCCAGCGUGUCCAUCAUGAAGGAGCAAAUCCUGGACUUGGAGGCACAGCUGGAAGCUCAAGCCACAGCUUUACGGGAAGCGGACCUGAAGCGUGCAGCGAGUGAACAGACUGCACUGCAGUGUAACAGAGUGGUGGAGAAACUCAGAGAAGAGCUGGAUGCGGUGAAAUCGGAGCUGUGCGAUAAAACUCGGCAGUGGAAGCGGACGGAGCAGCAGAGGAACCAAGCUCUACGAAACGCAGAGAAACUCACUGUGGCUUUCAAAGACUACAAAGAAGACGUUGCUGAAAAGUUAAAGAAGGUGAUGGAGAAUGAGGGCAAGCUGAAGGCGAGUUUAAUCGAGUGUGACCGAGAAAGAGAGGAGCUGGAGAAAAGGUGUACAGAGCUGGAGAGAGAGAGGGAGAGGACGAGUCACAGCCUGAGCAGGGAGCUGAAGGAGGCGCAAGUCCAUUCGGAGGCUCUCUCCGACGAGCGUCAGGAGCUGCAGGGCCGAGUCCAGCAGGCAUCAGAGCAGCUGAGUCGACUGCAGAGGGAGCUGGAGCAGAAGGAGAAGCUGCUGGAGGAGGUGGAAGGACUCAGGAGGGAGAGGGAGGACCUGCGUCUCCUCACGGCCUGUCAGGAACAGAGGCUGACUCAGACUCACAGGGACAUGGAGCAGGCCAGAGCAGAGCUGGCCAGUCUGGAGAACAUUCUGGACUUGUUGCAUCUCAGAGAGAAUCGAGAUGGAGCGUUGUGUGUGAAUCCCUGUCUUUUACCCUCGCCGACUUUGACCGCAGUCACAGAGAAUCUCCAGCACAGGCCAGGUGAGGGGUAUCAGAAGCUGCUGGCGGCGCUGCAGAGCGUGGAGAAGGAGAAGACGAGGCAGGCGAGCGCCGCACAGAGCCUGCAGGAGAGACUGAGCCGAGCGCAGGACGAGAUCUCGUCCCUCCAGACCUCCAUCACGCAGAGAGCCUCUCACUACCAACAGCUUCACAACCAGCUGCUGGAUAAAGCUGCUCAGGCCACCACGCUGGAGAAAGAGCUGAAGAAGAAGAGCUCGCGUCUGGCUGUGGUGGAGAAACAGCUGCAGGAGAAAAGUGCUGCUUACUCACAGGCUGCUAUUAAAACCAGCCAGCUGGAGCAGGAGCUGAUGGAAAAGGACAGCAGCAUCCAUCACUACCAGUCGCUCCUAAAGAAGAGACAGAGAGAAUAUCAGCAGGCUAUGGAGACCUCCAAGAUGGCCGAAACACACAGAUGCAGGGAACUGGAGGACCGGAUGGAGGUGUUGCAGUUAUCUCUGGCACAGAGUCAGGCUGAAGUAGUGGAGUUAAAGCAGACUGUGUCUGAUCUCCAGUCAGAGAAACAGGAAGUGGAACAUCAGGUUGGUUUACUGCAGGCGUCAGUGGAUCAGCUUACACAGGAAAUGGAGAUGAAGGACAAGCUUAGUGAAGAAACAGUGCAUGCUUUUGAAGAGCAAGCCUUAGAGUCGGCUACUAAGAUGAAGUUCAUGGAGUCGGAGCUGACGUGCUGUAGGGACGAGCUGAGCGAUGGCCUGCAGCAGGUUGAGAAGGUCAAGCAGCAGUACGAGAAGCAGCUGGAGCUGAAGAACUCGGAGUUGUCAGUUCUACAGGAGGAGGUGAGGAGCAGAGCGCUGGCCUGUGAGAGCUCCGGUGAGGAGAACCUGCAGCUGCAGCGCUCCAUGCAGAGACAGCACGCCAUGUUGCAGGAGAGCACCAGCCGCAUCGGCCAGCUCGAGGACAGCCAGAGUCACCUGCAGAGCCAGGUUUCUCAGCUGGAGCAGGAGCUGGAGAGGGAGCACACCACCGCGUUACACCAGCUCAGGAGGAAGCAGGCGGAGGUGGAGGAGGCCAAGCAGGAGGUGCAGGAGAAGGAGAAGCAGACUGCUGAGCUCUCUGCUUCCAUAAUGAAGCUGAGCUCCGAGAUGAACGCAUGCAGAGCGGAGCUUACAGACAUGGAGAAGGAGCUGCUGCAGCUGAGGAGGGACAGCAGCGCUAAAGCCUCACAGCUCAGUCAGAUGGAGGAGACGCUGCAGGAGACCAGGGGCAUGCUGGAUAAGAAGAGUGAAAUGGUGCUGGACCUGGAGGAGAAGCUCCACCGGAGCGAGAUGGACAGGCGGAACUCUCUGCAGCGGGCUCAUUUGCUGGAGGAGCAGUUAAACACGGUGCGCGGCGAGCUGACUGACACACUCGGCCACCUGGAGGAGCUGAGAGACGUGCUGCAGAGGACUCAGCUCACCGCCGACCAGCGGCAGGCCACCAUCCACCAGCUCACCACAGAGCUCAGGGAGAGUCAGCGAGAGCUGGAGGAGAGGAAUCAUGAGGUGUUGGACAUGGACACUGCACUGAAGGAGAGACAGGGGGAACUGCAGCAGAGAGCAGAGCUGCUCGGACAGCUGGAUGUGGUCAUUAAGGAGCAUAAGCUGGAGAUGGAGAGGAAGGUGGAACAUCUGCAGGACGUGCUGGAGAAGACCGAGAGAAAGCUUAGAGAGAGAGAUAAACAGGUGGGGUUUCUGACUGAGAGGCUGGACUUGGUCAAAUCCCAGCUCCAGGGGAAGGAGGAUCUGGAAAAGAGUGCGUUGGAGCUUGGUCAGCAGCUACGUGUGUGUCGCGAGCAGCUCCAGAAGAGUGCACAGGAUCUGCAGGAUGCACACACUCGCUGUGAUGCUCUGAGCAGGCAGCUGGACGACGUCACACAGCAGGAGAGACAGAAGGAGACUGACGUACAGCAGCUGCAGGAGCAGCUCCGUGUGGUUGAGAAGCGACGGCUGCAGGGUGAGGCUCAGCUGCAGGCCACAGUCACUGAACUACAGCAAGAACUGGAGCAGCAAAGAGAAGAGCACAACAGAGAGGUGUCAGCUCUUCAGCAGACACGUGGGCAGCUCCUGAAGGUGUCCGAUCAGAUCUCCAUCAGCCUCCGUAGCUCUCAGGAGCAGAUGGAGGAAGCCAGAGCCAACGCCGCCGAACUCCACACACAGCUCCACUGCACUCGGCAGCUCUUACAGCACGCCAACGAAACGCUGCUCAUUAAGGAAUCGGAGAUCGCACGUCUCCAAGCGAAGAUCUCCAGCCUUGAGAGAGCCUCCGAGCUCCGCAGCUCCACGCUCCAUCAUGAGUCUAGCACUUUUUCUCCCCUCUCUCCUCCUCUCAAAGACCCGCUGCUUAGUUUUCCCCCUUCCCUCAGCAACCCCCUCGCUCGCUCCAGCAUCUCCUCUACCUCAUGGAGGGAAGCCUCCUCAGAUAUGUCUCUGGAGCUCUCGGAGAGUCUGAAGGCCAGCGUGAAGGCGGCACUGAAGCCUCCGAGUUCUCCAUGCAGCGGCUGGCAGGGCCUGAGCCACACAGAGCUCUCCUCCAGCUCAGACAUGACCUUCAACCCACUCACCUACAUGCUGGAUGCAGAGGAACCUGAGGAACCGGAAAUGGACUCUCUGUCAGGCAUGCUGAGGUUCGUUAAUCAGACUCUGGCCCUGCAGGAGCAGCACUCCGACACACACAUCCAGGACCACAGUGAAGACGGCUUUAAAGGGGACGUAUCAUAACAGGAAACGACACUUCGAAGACGAUCCUUAGAUCUUUCCAGAGUUUGGUGCAUUUCUGCAGAAGUCUGGUUGUAUGUUCUGUCCAUCAGAUGCUCUGCUUUCCUCUCGUAGGACUUUAAAAAUACAUUAAAAACAAUCCUGGUCACUUGAAGUUUGAAUGUUUUUAUAUACUAAUGUGAGUCUGUGUGGCUUUUUUAACUUUUUUUGACUUUUUUAAAGCUCUUUUUUAUACUUGUCUGCAAUAAAUGAAUCUAUUUUUUGAUUUA